Pediculus humanus corporis (human body louse) is the source of this 6045-nucleotide messenger RNA. Its product is annotated as Receptor-type tyrosine-protein phosphatase F precursor, putative. Lineage: Eukaryota; Metazoa; Arthropoda; Insecta; Psocodea; Pediculidae. The coding region runs from base 1 to 6045 and encodes 2014 amino acids. Gene Ontology annotation, biological process: protein dephosphorylation. The transcript is spliced from 29 exons. The record is from RefSeq and is a predicted model, not a curated record. Gene Ontology annotation, molecular function: protein binding; protein tyrosine phosphatase activity.
AUGAUAAGUCUAAUUGUUUUUUUUCUUUCUCUCUCUCAACGUUUAGGUCCUCCCCAAAUCACGAUACGUCCGAAAAAUCUCCAGGUGAAAGCCGGUGGAAUCGCCGUUUUUUAUUGUGCCGCAACCGGAGAUCCACAACCGGUCAUACACUGGAGAAAAAAUGGGAAAAAAGUAUCAAAUACGCAAACGAGAUAUUCGAUAAAACCAUUUCUUCAGGGAGGAGCUUUGUUUCGUAUCGAACCUGUUAGAAUAUCACGUGAUGAAGCCGUUUAUGAAUGCGCUGCGGAAAAUCGAGUUGGUGACGUCGUCACUGCAAAAGCAACCCUUCAAGUCUAUGACGCCGAUAAAUUGCCGAGUGGUUUUCCACAAAUCGGACCUACACCGUCGUAUAAAGUCGUCGAAGUGAAUCACACGGCUGUUUUACAGUGUCCGGCAACGGGAAAUCCUAUACCGGAAAUAUCUUGGGUUCGAAACACUUUUCCAAUUUCGAUAGAUUCGAAUCCGCGAUACAGCAUAACGGAUAAACCCAUACCAGUGGACAGCGUUGAAGACGAUCAUGGUACAUUUGAAUGCAUAGCGGAAAAUAGUCUCGGUACGGAAUAUUCUCAACCUACGACACUUCACGUCAGAGAACGACGUGUGGCUCCCAAAUUCACAAUCAAACCUCUUCCCGUUCACGAAGUCAUGUUGGGAGACAAUUUGAAUUUAACUUGCGUCGCCGCGGGUUCUCCAAUGCCACACGUGAAAUGGAGAAAAGGAGUCGCAACGGAUCUAACACCCGAAGAUCAAAUUCCGAUCGGGAAAAAUGUUUUGAAAUUAACAAACAUACAAGAAUCGGAAAAUUACACGUGCAUCGCUUCAAGCGUCAUGGCUCUCAUAGAAACGACAACUUUGGUCAAAGUUCAAUCUUUGCCGAGUGCUCCAUCAAUGUUGCAAGUAUCCGACGUGACGGCAACAUCGGCUCAACUUUCAUGGUCCUACACUGGUCCCGAAGAUAUACAAUAUUACGUCAUACAGUAUAAACCCAAACACGCGAAUCAAAAAUAUUCGGAAAUCUCGGGGGUCAUAACGUCUUAUUACACGGUGAGGAGUUUGAGUCCAUACACGGAAUACGAAAUGUCCGUCAUAGCCGUUAACAACAUAGGUCGAGGACCCCCGAGUCAGUCUGUCGUCGUAACGACUGGAGAAACCGAACCUGGAACGGCGCCUAGAAACGUUCAAGUUCGACCGUUGAGUUCUAGCACAAUGGUUAUACAGUGGGACGAACCGGAAACAGCCAACGGUCAAGUUACCGGUUAUAAAGUGUAUUACACGACGAAUCCUCAGCUUCCCAUCGCGUCAUGGGAAUCUCAAAUGGUCGACGUGAAUCAUUUGACGACAAUAAGCGGGUUGACGCCCCACACGAUAUACACGAUUCGGGUUCAAGCUUUUACCAGUGUUGGACCGGGGCCGCUAAGCACUCCUGCCCUUGUUAAAACUCAACAAGGAGUACCCAGUCAACCGGUUAAUUUGAGAGUGACGGAUUUCGACGAAACGAGCGCGACUUUACAAUGGGGAAAACCCGUUCAUUCGAGCGAGACGAUUGUGUCCUACGAGCUCUAUUGGAAUGACACUUAUGCAAACGAAAAACAUCACACUCCGAUCCCCGCUUCCGAAUCGUACACCCUAAACGAUUUAUAUCCCAAUACUUUGUAUUACGUUUGGUUGGCUGCGAGGAAUCAAAGAGGAGAAGGAGCGACGACUCCGCCGAUUCCGUUCAGAACGAAACAAUACGUACCAGGAGCACCACCUCAAAACAUUUCCGGUGAAGCAGACGGUCCAACCUCGAUAAGGGUUAGUUGGAGUCCUCCGGCGGAAAGGUCCAAUGGUCGGAUUGUCUACUACAAAUUACAAUUUGUGGAAAAAGAUCGUUCCGAUUCGGAAGCAGCCGUUGUGACCAUUGUUAACGUGACUUCGACUUCUUUUACUUUGGAAGAACUUAAAAGAUGGACAGAAUAUAAAAUUUGGGUUUUAGCCGGAACAAGCGUGGGCGAUGGUCCUUCGUCCGAUCCCAUAUAUGUACGAACGCAUGAAGAUGUGCCGGGAGAACCGAGAGACGUUAAAGUUUUCCCAAUAAAUUCAACGUCCAUUCAAGUUAUGUGGAAACCCCCAGCAGACAGAGAAAGAAAUGGCGUCAUUCGCGGAUAUCACGUUCACGUACAAGAAACAAGAGAUGAGAGUAAAAAUUUAGUGAACGAACCAUUGACCAUCGAUGUUUCCGAUGGUAACGUUUUAGAACUUAACGUGACCGGUCUUCAACCUGAUACGAAAUACAACGUUCAAGUGGCAGCUUUGACUAGAAAGGGAGACGGAAAUAGGAGUCCUCCAGUGUCAAUAAAAACUCCCGGAGGAGUACCCAAUAGGCCAACCGUUAAUUUAAAGGUUAUGGAAAAAGAACCGACCGUUAGCAUAGAGCUGGAAUGGACUAAACCAACUCAAACCUACGGUGAAUUAAUAGGUUAUAAAUUAAAACACGGAAUCAAAGAUCAACCAUUAAAAGAAGAAAUAAUAAAGGGUUCAGGGAAAACAAGUCGAAGUUUUGUUGAUUUAGAAAGAGGUUUGGAAUAUGAAUUUCGCAUAGCUGGACAAAAUGCCGUCGGAUACGGUCAAGAAACCGUAAAAUAUUUUUUGACUCCCGAGGGUCCCCCCUCUGGACCACCGUUAAAUAUAUCUUAUCGGUUUCAAACUCCCGAUGUCGUGUGCAUAACGUGGGUUCCACCUUCGAGAGAUCAGAGAAAUGGUCAAAUAACUCAUUACGACAUACAAUUUUUUAAAAAAAUGGAUCAUUCGACGGUACCCGAAAGAAACACGACUCAAACCAAAGCCGUUUUUUCCAAUCUGGAAGAAAACACCGAAUACGUUUUUCAAAUAAGAGCAUUUACGAGUCAGGGUCCCGGACCGUUUAGUGAAAAAAUUUCAAUAAAAACCGAAAGAGACAUGAUGAGAGCACCGAUGAACGUUGAAGCUGUUGCAACAUCCGAAGAAUCCGUCGAAGUUUGGUGGGAAGCAGUUCCGGCAAGGUCAAAAGUCAUCGGUUAUCAGAUAUUUUACACGAUGACGGCGGUCGAAGAUUUAGACGAAUGGCAGCAAAAAUCCGUUUCUCUCACGGAAUCGGCGGAUUUAUUAAAUUUAGAAAAAUUUGCACAAUAUGCAAUCGCGGUGGCAGCUCGUACGAAAGUAGGUUUGGGACGUUUAUCGGAAAAAGUUACCGUUAAAAUAAAACCCGAAGAUGUACCUUUGAACUUGAGAGCCCAUGAUGUUUCAACUCAUUCCAUGACUCUCUCGUGGUCUCCUCCCAUAAGACUUAAUCCUAUUAACUACAAGAUCUCAUUUGAUGCCGUCAAAGAAUUUGUCGAUUCGCAAGGUGUCACGCAAACUCAAAAUAUUAUAAGAAGACACGUAACUCUUCCACCCAAUACCAGAUCUCAUACCAUAAAUGAUUUAUCUCCGUUCACGACGUAUCACGUCAACGUCAGUGCAAUUCCUUCCGAUGAAAAAUAUAGGCCUCCCAAUAAAAUAACCGUUACGACUCAAAUGGCGGCUCCUCAACCGAUGGUGAAACCAGGUUUUUACGGAGUCGAAAAAGGAGAAGAAAUAAGGGUUAUAUUACCGCAAGCUUCUGAAGAAUACGGACCGAUAAGUCAUUAUUAUUUGAUUGUGGUGCCUGAUGACGAAAUUAACAAUAGAAAAAGUCCCGAUCAGUUUCUCACCGAAGAUCUCCUGGAAAAUAAGGGUCAAAAAUUUGAAAGUGAUAACGCACCUUACAUAGCCGCAAAAUUCCCUCAAAGAAAUAUUCCGUAUGCUUUUCUUUUGGGGGCCGGAGAAACUAAUGGCGGAUUUCUCAACAGGAAACUCGAUAAGAGAAAACGUUACAGAAUUGUUGUGCGUGCCGUUGUCGACACACCGGAAAAAGAUUUGUACACGUCUAGUCCGUUCUCAGAUUUUAUGUCUUUGGAUAUGAGAGAAGUGCCUCCGGGUGAUCUUCCAAGGCGGCCAAAUCCAAGUGUUCCAAUCGAUGGAGUGGAUGUUUUUGUCAAUAGAAGCACCGAAGAAGCUGGUAUUGUUUGGAUCAUCGGUCCAGUUAUUGCUUGCCUUGUUCUAUCCAUUUGCUUUGUUUUAUUUUAUAUUGUGCGAAAACGAAGACGUCCCUGUAAGCCUUUGGAUCAGUCUGCCGUUACACGUCCACUUAUGGCUGCCGACGUUGGUAGUGGUCACGUUGUAAGCGAUCCAGUGGAAAUGAGAAGACUGAAUUUUCAAACGCCGGGAAUGAUUUCGCAUCCUCCCAUACCAAUUUCUGAAUUAGCAAAUCAUAUUGAAAGACUUAAAGCAAAUGACAAUUUAAAAUUUUCUCAGGAAUACGAAUCGAUCGAACCAGGUCAGCAAUUCACUUGGGAUCAUUCAAACAUGGAAUGCAACAAAUCUAAGAAUAGAUACGCAAAUGUUAUAGCUUACGAUCAUUCGAGAGUUAUACUUCAACCCAUCGAUGGAUCUGAUUACAUAAAUGCAAAUUACUGCGACGGGUAUCGAAAACAUAACGCUUAUGUUGCCACUCAGGGCCCUCUUCACGAAACGUUUUCCGAUUUUUGGAGAAUGUGUUGGGAACUUCGUACAAGUACAAUCGUCAUGAUGACAAGGCUAGAAGAACGUGCUAGAAUAAAAUGCGAUCAAUAUUGGCCUUCUAGAGGAACCGAAACUUACGGCCCUGUUUCUGUCACCAUAACGGAUACUCAAGAAUUAGCUACUUAUUGCAUUCGUACCUUUCAAUUGCAUAGAGCGGGUAGUACAAUUAAAAAAGAAAUAAGACAAUUUCAAUUCACUGCAUGGCCUGAUCACGGAGUACCCGAUCAUCCCGCUCCAUUUUUACAAUUUUUAAGAAGAGUCAGAAACAUGAAUUCUCCAGAUUCAGGUCCAAUGGUUGUUCACUGCAGUGCUGGAGUCGGACGUACCGGUUGUUUUAUUGUAAUUGAUUCCAUGUUGGAAAGAAUCCGACACGAAAAGACAAUCGACAUAUACGGUCACGUGACUUGUUUACGCGCCCAACGUAAUUACAUGGUUCAAACGGAGGAUCAGUAUAUAUUUAUACACGAUGCACUCCUCGAAGCCGUCGUUUGUGGUAACACCGAAAUUCUAGCUAGGAAUUUACACGCUCACAUACAAAAAUUAAUGCAGACUGAGCUUGGAGACAAUAUAACGGGAAUGGAAAUCGAAUUUAAAAAAUUAAAUAACAUUAAAUUGGACGGAACGAGAUUUAUAAGCGCUAAUCUUCCUGUAAAUAAACAUAAAAACAGACUGGUUCAUAUCUUGCCGUUGGAAGGAACGCGAGUUUGCUUGCAACCCAUAAAAGGAAUCGAGGGUAGCGAUUACAUAAACGCAUCGUUCGUGGACGGUUACAGGUAUCGUGCGGCUUACAUAGCCACGCAAGGACCUCUUCCGGACACAACGGAAGAUCUCUGGAGAAUGCUUUGGGAGCACAAUUCAACAAUAAUUGUUAUGCUCACUAAAUUGAAAGAAAUGGGACGAGAAAAAUGUCAUCAGUAUUGGCCGAGCGACAGAUCCGUUCGUUUUGGAUUUUUCGUCGUCGAUCCCAUUGCCGAGUAUAACAUGCCGCAGUACAUAUUAAGAGAAUUUAAAGUGACGGAUGCUAGAAACGGUGCUUCCAGAACGUUAAGACAAUUUCAAUUUACGGAUUGGCCCGAACAAGGGGUACCAAAAAGCGGAGAAGGUUUUAUUGAUUUCAUCGGUCAAGUACAUAAGACGAAAGAACAAUUUGGACAAGAUGGUCCCAUAACAGUUCAUUGCAGUGCUGGAGUCGGAAGAACAGGCGUCUUUAUAACUCUUAGUAUAGUUUUAGAAUGCAUGCAAUACGAAGGAGUCGUUGACAUAUUUCAAACAGUGCGAAUAUUGAGGACGCAGAGACCUGCCAUGGUACAAACGGAGGAUCAUUAUCAAUUUUGCUACAGGGCAGCUUUGGAAUAUCUCGGAUCUUUCGAUCAUUAUGCCAAUUAG